UUGUGUUUAAAACGAGCACCCCGCGGUAUGCCCUGGUUUCAAACAUGGACACAUGAUAUGUGAUGUCGUCACAAAGUGGGUAAACAUCUACAUUCAUUUUAGUCUCGACUGCAAGGGAACCCAGGCGACACCAAUCGUCUACAGUGUCCUGUAGUGAAGCAUCACGUUGACGACAGAUGAAUAAUGCAAUCAAGAUGAUGUUGGUGCAUCUGACACUGUUUACGUUGAUGGUCGCCCCAUCUGCAGGGGGUCUAACGCAACACAGGGCAUCCGUGACCACAGCUGUAACCAGUCCAACUGUGAUGACUGAGUGCGGUCUAGUCAAGGGGAGUCUGGAACAAGGCGUCAACGUGUUUAAAGGAAUUCCCUACGCAGAACCGCCUGUAAACCAGAACCGGUGGAAGGCCCCAGCACCUCUCAGCAACGUCACGGGCACCUGCUGGUCGGGAACCUAUGACGCGACUACAUUCGGGGCACAGUGUGCACAACCCAUAAAUAGUACAGAUUUUAUACAUUGGGUUGGAAAAGAAGAUUGUCUAUAUUUCAAUGUCUGGUCGCCAUCUUUAGACGUAAGUGACAACCUGCCUGUCAUGGCGUGGGUUCACGGCGGCGAUCUCGUGUAUGGUAAUGGCAGCAUGCCCGGGUACUCGCCGAGUCCCGAGCUAGCCAAGGAUUUACAAUUUGUGUUCGUCAGCAUGAACUAUCGACUCGGACCAUUGGGGUUUAUGACCCUUGACCUCCUCAGCAAGGCAUCGGACACGGGGACAUCUGGGAACUACGGUUUCAUGGACCAGAUUCAGGUCUUGAAGUGGAUUCAGUCUAAUAUCAGGAAUUUUGGGGGCGACCCAAACAAGGUCACACUGUUUGGACAAAGCUCCGGGGGCACCAGCAUUUAUGCUCUUUUGGCUUCCCCUCUCGCAGUUGGACUAUUCCAUCGCGCAUGGGUAAUGAGUGCUUCUGCUGUUCUCAACAAGACGUCGUCGGAUGCGUCAAGUGACAAUCAGGUGUUCCAGACAGCUUCCGGAUGCGCGGACAUUCAGUGCCUUCAAAGUCUGAGCGUGGAGAAGAUAUUCAAAGCCAGUCCCUGGACAGUCUACCCAAACUGGGCGAUGUCCGACAUUUCUGACCUGCCCGUUAAAGGCGGAUUUGACGGUGCUCUGGCUGUCGUUGACGGUCACGUGAUCCCUCAUUCACCAAUGGAUGCUUGGCAACAAGGACAGGGUACCGAUGUGCCUGUUAUCUUCAGUACUAUGGCUCAAGAGGCAGACAAAUACCAUCUAAACAUGACCACGUGGGACGAAUACAGGUCAGAGGUCACGCGGCAAUUGUCCUCGUUUGGAAGUGACAUUCCAAACAAACUACUGCAACUUUACCCGGAAUCACAAUACAUCACACCUAAACUUCAGUUGUCGGACUUGAUCUCGGACCUGCGUGUCACGUGUCCAAUUGACGUAGUAGCCGAUGUUGCCGACAGCUAUUUCAAGUCGUUGACCUACAGAUGUGUGGUCACGCAGUGGCCCUCUCAGCCUGUCCCAGGCCACGGUAGAUAUUCCUAUCACGGAUGGGACUCCACAGCUUUUUUCGGAACAAUAGAUAAAUUGAUCCCCAAACCUUCCCAGUCUGACCUGGACUUCACUGCCAACUUACGUCGAGAAAUAUCCGCCUUUGUAAAGACCGGUGAACCAGCCUCCACGACGUGGAAACCGACGAAGAUCAGCACAGCCCUGCUGGGGUCGACAACGAAUGUGACUAAGUUCUACCACCGAGACCAGUGCACCUUCCUGCUCCGCAACGGCUUCUUCUCCUACGCCUGGAUCAACUGACCAGCAAGGUCAAGGCUGUGACAAUCCAAUAUAAUGAUUAACUACAACGUCAUAUUAAUAGAGGUUAUCACGCUUGUGUGUUUGGGGAUGGGAAAUGUCCUGUAUUAGGAAUAAACACAUUAUUUAGCGA
This is a messenger RNA of Haliotis rufescens (red abalone), 1953 nucleotides long. Its product is annotated as para-nitrobenzyl esterase-like. The coding region runs from base 177 to 1823 and encodes 548 amino acids. The transcript is spliced from 5 exons. NCBI's taxonomy places the organism in Eukaryota, Metazoa, Mollusca, Gastropoda, Lepetellida, Haliotidae. The record is from RefSeq and is a predicted model, not a curated record.